CGGUGUGUGAGCGCUGCUGUAGAGUUUCAGCCCAGGAAUGUUAUUCGAGUCUUUCCUAAUUCAGACCGAGGCAGUGAGGGCGUCAUUAAGCAGAAUAUUCGGAACUGUUUCUACACCAGCAGGUUAUGGAGCCUAACUGUCACCGGUAACCUGAAAUGACUUUGACAUCCGGACAAUUUAAUGGAAGAAGUGCGAGAAAAGACGAGAGUGAUGAUUUGGGAAUUUGUCCAGAAUAGUGAAAGAUGAAAUAUCUACUGCAUCAAGGGUUUGACAUGAUGGUAUGGACUUCUAUGUCAUAAAGGAAAAACGUUUCUGAACUGGCACAUGGUAAAAAUGGAGUCAUGGACAUUACUACCUGCUCCCCCCAACCUUUCCUUUCCUGAUCCCCCUUUUUAUGAUGGCUUCUUCCAAGGAAAUGAGUCUGAUUCUCACCCUGCCUUUGACCAGACAAACUCUGUGGUUAUCGCAUUUGUGUACUUUGUGGUCUGUGCUGUUGGACUUUGUGGCAAUGCACUGGUCAUGUAUGUGAUUCUUCGCUAUGCUAAAAUGAAGACUGUCACCAACAUCUACAUCCUUAACCUGGCUGUUGCAGAUGUGCUGUGCAUGCUUACCUUGCCUUUUAUUGCAAUUCAGCUAGCAUUGCUUCAUUGGCCUUUUGGUGCUGCUAUUUGUCGUAUUGUCCUAACCAUAGACUCGUUGAACCAGUUCACCAGCAUUUUUCUCCUGACUGUGAUGAGCAUUGACCGAUAUCUUGCAGUGGUGCAGCCAAUCAAGUCCACUAAAUGGCGCAAACCACGAGUGGCCAAAACUAUCAGUCUUGCCAUGUGGGGGGUGUCAUUGCUGGUUAAUCUGCCCAUUAUGAUCUUCAGUGGCCUUAACACUAAUAAGAAUGAAGCACAGACAUGCACUAUGCUGUGGCCAGAACCUCAAAAUGCCUACUACACUGCCUUUAUCUUCUAUACUUUUUUCUUGGGAUUCUUCCUGCCACUUAUUGUUAUUUGCCUGUGUUACCUGCUGAUUGUGAUCAAGGUAAAGUCCUCUAGUAUGAGGGUUUGCUCCAGCAAACGAAAGCGUUCUGAGCGCAAAGUGACACGCAUGGUAUCUAUUGUGGUGGUUGUGUUUGUGCUCUGCUGGCUACCGUUCUACAUGUUUAAUGUGGCAUCUGUGACUGGCACGCUCACCGCUACACCAGUGCUAAAAAGCACAUUCGAUUUUGUAGUGGUAUUGGGAUACGCCAACAGUUGCGCCAACCCUUUUCUUUACGCAUUUUUAUCGGAUAACUUCAAGAAGAGCUUCCAGAAUGUUCUUUGCCUCAAAAGGGUGGGAGGUCUGGAUGAAAUUGAACGUAGUGACAGUCGGCAGGACAGGACACGGAUGGUCAAUGACAUCAUCACAGAGACUCAAAAUGCUGCUCUGCUUAAUGGUGAUCUACAGACAAGUAUUUAGGAAUGGCCAGGAGAUCUGUUAAACCUAAACUUAAUAUACAACUCUCCACAGUAUCAGAGAUUUUACUCUAUCAGAUUUAGACCACAGCUGAGCGACCAAAUAAAGUGCACUGGAAUGGUUUAUCUAUAUGUAACAUGUUAAAAUCUGUUAAUUUAAUGCCAAAGUCUGUUUAUUUUAUUAACUACAGUGGAACCUUGGAUUAUGAGCAUAAUUUGUUCCAGAAGUGUGCUUGUAUAUCAUAGCACUUGUAUAUCAAAGUGAAUUCCCACAUAAGAAAUAAUAAAAAACUCUGAUGAUUUGUUCCACAACCCAAAAAUAUUCAUAUAAAAAUAAUUAAUGCAAAAUAUAAAGUAAAAAUAAAACAAAUUAACCUGCACUUUAUGAGAGAGAGGAGAGAAGGGGGAAGGGGGGUGGUCUACUGUGUAGGACGACUUUCACACACACCAGCACGCACACACACACACACCAAUUUAUUGAUGGAGACUCUCACUCAUACACACACAGACACAUGACACUCAUACCCACACCAGAUUGCACCCAGAGCCAGAGUGAGGAGAAGAGGAGGAAGGGGGCUGCUGUGUAGGAUGACUUUUACACACAAACACACACAUGUGGACACACUCCAGUUUACCGACUCUCACUCACACAAGCGUGCACACACACACACACACACACAUAGAAACACAAAAUAAAAAAUGCUAUACAUGCACACAUGGUCACAGUGUUAUAGUAAACAGUAUAUGCACGCACAGAUGUUGACUAUACAAUUGACGCACGUGCACUGAGACCGAUCAUGGAACAUGAUUACGCACAAUACUGCUCGUAUUUCAAGACCUUGCUCAUUUACUGAGUUAAAAUUUAUUUUAAAUUUUUGCAAAUUGUAAAACAAAACACUUGCAGACCAAGGUACUCGCAAUCCAAGGUUCAACUGUAUAAAGGUAGGUGAGAAUUAUUACACCCUCUUUGCACAGAUUUGUAAAUAAAUUGUGGGGAGACAUGAAUGAUCUAUCAAAAAGAGGCAAGUUUAGGUUUUUAUUACAACCAUAAAGAAACAUUAAGAAUACCAUUCAAUUGAUGUAGAUAAUCACAUUUGUGUGCUUUGUGUUCCUGUGUGCAACAGCCAAAACUGUUUGUUCAGAUCUAUUGCCUAAGAAACGGUCAUUGUCCUCAUAAGGUAAACAGAAAAUAGCUCAACACAGUUUUGACUUGCAAAAACUCUUACUGCAGAAGGAGCGCUAGAAGGACAGACAUGUAAAAUGAAACAUUGUUGUCGAGACAUAUCAAUAAGCAAAAUAUCUGAAUAGAAUAUGAAUACCAUCAAGAUAGGUUGCAAGCAAUCUUUAUUAUGUGAAAUAAACUUAAGUAAUAAAAUUAAAAUGUUAUUACUCAUUAAUCUGUAAAUUACAGAAAUUACUCAUCAAAAUUACUCCAAAAACUAAACAACCUUAUGCAAAAUAGUGUUAGCCUUUUAUCAAACAAUUUUCAUUUCUAUAUUAUAUGGAAAAUCAUUCCACAUGGAUCUUUGAGUCAUAUAUAUUGCAAUUUGCUUUAAAAAGUCACUGAUGCUGCUGUACUGUUAAAUUAGUGAGCAUUUGUAAACUAUUAAAUUGUUAAUAUUUAGGUAAUCAGUGACAGGUCAUCCGGAAAUUGAGUCAUAACCUCACCUGGAUGAGUAAGAAUCUUCAGAAAGACAGUGACAGAACAGUAAAUCUUUCAUUUAACAAUUGAUUGUUGUCAAUCAUGCUGAAUAACCUGUGACCAAUAAAUCAAACAAAUCACAUGUUCCAGAGGUUCUUCGAGAAUUGGUCACCUCUUGGUUCGUAUUAAAGAAUAGAACCUGUGUCUUAAAAUAAACUGAAAGUAUACUUUAUAUGUCUUUGACUGACAUGAUAAUGUCAAAAAGUCAUUAAAUUGAUUAAAUAUUAUGGUUUGCACAUCAUUUAUAUUCAUAUGACAAACAUGUAAACUGCAGAUAGAGGGCUGGAAGUUUUUUUUUUUACAAUCACGAAUCUUAAAAUUACUGUUAUUUACCUGGGGUACAGUUGCAUAAAUUUAUCAACUAAGAAAAAGCACAAAGAGCUUUUAUAAAGUACCAAAUCUUGUUCAUAAAGAGGGGAAAGUGUAUGAAAUUGACAAAAACAAAAAAAUGUUUAAAAGGAUUUUCUGGGGAGCAGAAAAGACUUUCUUUUUGACGAUGGUUGUUAAGUCUAUAGACCAGCAGCUGUGUCUGUCAUAAAACACUUUUUUUUUUUACAAGGUGAAUCUGAAAUGAUUCUGUUUAACGACAAUGCAAAAUCAAAUUUCUUUAAAAUCCUCAAAAGGAGGCAAAAACCAUGUGUCAUUAGAGAGGUUCCUUGCUAAUGUCACACAGAAGAUUCCAGUGACCAGACAGAGAGUAGUGUUUCCGUUAGUGUGUGUGUGUAAAAAUUGUCCUACACAAUAACCUCCCUUCCUCUUCCUCUCCUCUCUCUCUUCUUACACCAGCCAUAAUUCUUUUCAAAGGUAAAAUUGUAAAAGGUAAAAUGUAA
Molecule: messenger RNA, 3974 nt
Organism: Clarias gariepinus (North African catfish)
Lineage: Eukaryota; Metazoa; Chordata; Actinopteri; Siluriformes; Clariidae
Gene: sstr2a
Product: somatostatin receptor 2a
Exons: 2
Coding region: 325-1446 (373 amino acids)
Biological process (GO): cellular response to glucocorticoid stimulus; cellular response to estradiol stimulus; neuropeptide signaling pathway
Cellular component (GO): membrane; neuron projection
Molecular function (GO): neuropeptide binding; somatostatin receptor activity
Source: RefSeq, a predicted model, not a curated record